AUGCAAGAUAUUAAUUUCCGAAAUGAAAGUUCCAAUUUAAUAAAUUUCAAUUUACCAAAAGCUGAUACAAUAACAAUAGAUAAAUUAAAUGAAAUCUAUGAUAAUUUUUUCCUUGAAAAAUCUUCAACAUCAUCAACAAAUUAUUUAUUAAAUGUUCUUCAAUUAUUAGAAAAUGUUGAUAAAACAAUUUUAAUGAAACCAUUUAUGCUUAAUAAUGAAUUUAAUUCAUAUUUAAUCGAUAAAUUAUAUCAUUUAUUAAAAAAAUUUUAUAAAAUUAAUUAUUUAAAUGAUCAAGAAUAUCUUUUAUAUCAUUAUUUAAUAAAAUAUUUUUUUCGAUUAGAAUUUAAUCCACAAAAAUUUCUUCGACCAAUUGAAAAAUUAUUAAAUAUUUAUUCAAAAGAUCAAACAUUUUUUUCAAAUGAAAAUUAUGUUAAAGAUUUCUCCAAAAUUCUUUCUCUUUUUAUACAAAAUCAAACAAUAAUGACUUCAAUUAUUAAAUGUUUAACCAAUAGAUAUUAUAUUCAAUCAUUAGAAAAUAUAUCACAUGAUUAUUUUAUUUUAAUUUCUUGUCCAUCAUAUUGGAUUUUAUAUACAGGUCCAAAUCGAGAAGAAUUUUCUAAUCGAUUAUUACAUUCAUUAUUAAUUCCAUCAUGUCGUAUAUUUGCAGAAAAUUCUUGGAAAAAUUCCUCGAAAAGUUUAAAUUUAUUAAUUGAUGUAUUAAAUUAUAGUUUUAUAAAAUGUAAUUUACAUUUAUUGAUCAAUGAUGAUUUAUUAUUUUUAAUUGAUUCAAUAUUAAUUUUAUUAAAUAAUGAAAGAAUAUUAAAAGACAAACGUUCAAUUAUCAAAAGUUUAAUAAGAUUAAUAUUAACAUUACUUAGUAAAUAUGAAUUCUUAUUAAAAUAUGUUAAACAACGUCAAGAAAUAUUUUAUAAAUUAAUUAAUAUUGAAAAUGAUAUUUAUUUAAUUUUAGCUUUUAUUAUGAAUAAUCAUCAAAUUAAAAAUAUUCUUAAUCAUAAUGAAAAUUUUGCUUUAGUUUUAAGAGAAUAUGUUAAUCAAGUUAAUAAACAACAAUUUUAUCAAAAUGAUUUUUUAACAAAACGAUUAAAAUUUCUAUUGGAAGAAACAAUUCAAAAUAAAGGAGAAUUGAAAAAUCUAAUAAAAGAAAAUGUUCAAUCGAAUAAUCGAAUACCACCAAACCCUGUUAAAUCUGCAUUAGAAUUUGAUAAUAAUCAACAAAAUUUAAUAAAUUCAGAUGUUGUUUCACAAGAAUUUAAUGGAAUUCGAGUUAUGGAAUCACUUACAAAACAUCAGGAUAAUCUUCUUUCUGAUGGUUUACAAGCUCCAGUAAGAAUUCAACCGGAACAACAUCAGAAUGGACAUCGUCAAACAGAUACAAAUUGGAUUGUAUCAGAUACUGUUACAAGUCUGAAAAAUAGUCAACCAGAACAGAUGCGUAAUAAACAUUAUCAAUCAGAUUUAAAUUGGAUAGGAUCAGAAACUGGAAAAAAUUUAAUCAAUAGUCAACCAGAAAAAGUUCGCAAUAAACAUUAUCAUUCAGAUUCAAAUUGGAUUUCAUCAGAAACUGGAAAAAAUCUAACAAAUAGUAAACCAGAAAAGAUUCGUAGUGAACAUCAUCAACCAGAUUCAAACAGAAUUCUAUCAGAGACUGUACAAACUCUAACAAAUACUCAACCAGAACCAACUCGUAGUAAACAUCGUCAAUCAGAUCCAAAUCGAAUUGUAACAGACACUGCAACGAUCCUGACAAAUACUCAACCAGAAUCAACUCGUAGUAAACAUCGUCAAUCAGAUUCCAAGCGAAUUGUAUCAGACACUGGCAAAAACUUAACAAACAGUCAACCGCAACAGCAGAGUCAUAAUGGACAUCCUCAAUCGGAUUCCAGUUGGAACGGAACAGAGACUAAGAAAAGUGUGACAAAUAGUCAACCAGAACCAGUUCGUGGUGGACAUCAUCAAUCCGAUUCAAACCGAAUUGUAUCAGAAACUGUGAAACAUCUAACAAACAGUCAAUCAGAGCAAAUUCGUAAUGGACAUCAGCAAUCUGAACCUAACUCUGUUCGAUUAGAGACUCUAACCAAUUCGACAAAUAGUCAAUCAGAGACAAUUCGUAGUAGACAUCGUCAACCAGAUUCCAGUUCGAUUGUAUCAGAAACUAUUAAAAAUCAAGAAAACAAUCAACCAGAGCAGAUUCGUAGUGGAGAUCAACAAACAGAUUUUAAUUCAAUUGGAACAGACAAUGUGAAAAAUUUCGAAAACAAUCAACCAGAACAGAUUCAUAGUGAACAUUAUCAACCCGAUUCCAACUGGAUUGGAUUAGAAACUGGAAAAAAUCUGGCAAAUAGUCAACUAGAACAAGUUAAUAGUGGACAUCAUCAAUCAGAUGUGGACUGGUUAUUAUCAGAAACUGUCAAAAGUCUGACAAACUAUCAACCGGAACAGAUUCAUAAUGGACAUCAUCAAUUAGAUUCAAAUUGGAUUUUAUCAGCAUCUGGUAAAUCUUUGACAAACAAUCAACCUGAACAAAUUCAUAAUAAACAUCAUCAAUCAGAUUCGAAUUCGAUUGUACCACAGACUGUACAAAUUCAUAAUGUAUCUUAUCAAUCAGAUUUAGAUUGGAUUGUAUCAGAAACGAUGAAAAAUCCAAUGAGUAAUCAAUUAGAAGAGAUUCCUAAUGGAAAUAAUCAAAUGGAUUGGAAUUGGAUUGUAUCAGAAACUGUAAAAAAUUUAACAAAUAAUCAUCAAUCAGAACAAAUGCAUAGUGGAUUUAAUGAAAGAGAUUUUAAUAAAAUUAUAAAAGAAACAAUGAUUCAAUCGGGACAACAAGAACCUGAUGAAGUUUUUGAUUCCGAUUCUAAUCAUGCUCUUACAGAAAUAACAAUAAAUCCAAGAAAAAUAACAUCAGAACAAAUCAAUAAUGAAUUAGAAAAAAGCAAAUCAAAUGAAAUAUUUAAUAAAAAUGGACAUGAAUUAGAUAUUCAAGAAAUGUCUGUUGAAAUUCCAUUGGAUUAUAUUAUUUUUUCAAAUUCAAAUAAAAAUGAAGAAGAAAUUGUGUUAAUAUGGUAUGAUAAUAAUAUUAGUAAAACUGUUGAUAUGAAUAAAACGAUUGAAUCACUUCAACAAAUUAAUGAUUAUGUUUUUAUUUGUUCAAAUCAACAAGUUUUUUUAAAAUAUAUUCGCGAAAUUAAAAAAGAAAAAAUUUUUCUUAUUUUAUCUGAAUCAACAAUUGAUGAAAUUCUUAAUGAAAUUCAUAAUUAUCAACAAAUUUAUUCGAUAUUUUUAUGUUCUGUUAAACCAAUAAAAUAUGAACAAUAUUUAAAUAAUGAACAAUUAAAUAAAAUUAUUGGAAUUUAUACAGAUUUUCAAUCAUUAUUAAUUAGUAUUUAUGAAAAUGUUCAAUAUGAAAUUAAACAAAUUGAAAUUGAAUCAUUAUUUUAUGAAAAAGAACAAACUAUUGAAGAUUUAAAUGAAUUUCAAUCCAUAACAAUAUUUAAAGAAAUUUUAUUAAAUAAUUCAUUUGAUAAAAGUGAAGAAUUAAAUCAAAUCAUCGAAGAAUGUCAAAAAUAUUAUAAAACAAAUAAAAAAGAAUUAAUUAAUAUUGAUGAUUUUAAAAGAAAUUAUAAAAGUGAAGAUGCAAUUCAAUGGUAUAUUAAACAAACAUUUAUUUAUCGUCUCAUUAAUAAAGCAUUAAAAUAUGAAAAUUAUCAAAUUUUAUUAAUUUUUAAAAUCUUUAUUAAAGAUUUAUGUGAAAAUAUUCAAAAGAAAUUUCAAUCAUUUAAAUUAAAACAAAAUUCCAAUUCAGUUUUAUCAUAUUCGGGAUUAUUUUUAUCAAAUCCACGUUUAGAAAAUCUUAAACAAAAUAUUGGUAAAAUUUUAACAACAAAUACAUUUUUCUUAGCACAUAAAUCAAAAAAUCUUAUUUUGAAAUAUUUUGAAAAAGGAAAAAAACAUUUACAUAAUGAAAAAGUUUUAUUAGAAAUUGAUAGUGAUAUAUCAAUGUUAUCAAAUUAUUUUGCUGAUAUUAAUUUUUAUUUGAAUAAUAAUUCAAAUGAAAAUGAAGAUAUUUUAUUUGAUUUUGGAACAUCAUUUUUAAUCAAUGAAAUCAAUUAUUCAAAUAAUGAACAAAUAUGGAUUAUUAAAUUAAAAACAAUAUCAAAUGAUUGUUUUAUUAAAGAUAUUCAAACAUAUUUAACAGAUAAUUUAUCAUUAACUAAUUUUAAUAUUUUAUUAGGAGAAAUAUUUUUUAAAAUGGAAAAAUAUUCGAAAUCAAAAAAUUAUUUUGAAACUAUUUUAAAUUUAUAUAAAACAGAUGAUUCAAUAAAUUUAUCAAAAAUUUAUGAUUAUCUUGGACAAAUCUAUGAAUAUGAAAAUAAUUCUUCGCAAGCUAUUGAAAAUUAUAUCAAAUCAUCAAAGAAUUAUUAUUUAUUAAAUAAAUUGGAAGAUGUUGCUCGAAUUUAUAAUUAUAUUGGAAUACUUUAUUUUAAUAAUAAUGACAAAUUAAAUGCGAAAAUAUUUUUUAAUAAAGCUUAUGAUAUAUGGAAUUUAUUAAAUAAUGAAACAUCAAAUAAUCAUAAUUGGGAUUUUGCUCGUUUAAUAAGUUGUUGUGGUUGUUUAGAAGAUAAUCAUCGUCGUGCAAGAGAUUUCUUUUUAAAAGCUUUAUUUAUUUAUGAAAAUCCAAUUGAUAUAUCAAAUAUUGAUAAUCAAGAUUAUUAUGUUUCACAAGUUUCUGAAUAUUUAGCUGAAAGAUAUUAUUAUGAUUUAGAUGAUGAUCAAGCUAUUCUUUAUAUUAGAAAAUCUAUUGAAAUAAGAGAAAAAUCACUUUUAACAAUUGAUGAUAAAGUGAAUUAUGUUAAAUCUUUAAUGAAAUUAUGGAAAUUUUGUGAAAAAUCAAAUGAAAAUAUUUGGUUAUUAUAUCAAGAUGAAUUUAUUCGUUUAAUUGAUAUUGAAAUAUUUCAAUUAAUUCCUGAAUUAAAAGAUUUAAUUGAUGAAAUUAUUUUUUCCAAAAGAAAUUAUCUUCAUUAUGAAUUUAAUGAAAAUGAUUCAACAGAUAAUUUAUUAGAAUUAUUAGAAUCAACUUUAAAAACCGAUGAAAAUAAUCAUGAAAAAAUUCUUCAAUUUCAUAUUGAUAUUGGUAUUGAAUAUACAAAAAUAAAUAAAAUUAAAUGGGCAUCACAACAUUUUCUGAAAGCAUUACAAAUUUAUAAAACAUUUCUUUUAAAUAAUAAUUCAAAAUAUCUUUCAUUAAUUUAUCAAUCUUUUAAUGAUAUUGGAUUAAAUAAAGAACAUAUUUGUAAUAAAACAAAUCUUAUUAAACAAAUUAAUUAUAUUUAUGAUUCAACAAUUGAUUUAACUGAAAAAGAAAAACAAGCACAAAAUUAUUUUGAUCUAGGAGAAAAAUUUAUGUCAAAUGAUAUUGAUAAAUCAUUAGAAUAUUUUUUAAAAUGUUUAGAAAUUGAAAAAAAUUAUUUUCAACAAAAUAAUCUUAUUAGUGCAAUUUGUCAUCAAAAUAUUGCUUCAAUUUUUCUUAAUAAAUUUAUGUAUGAUAUUGCAUUAGAACAUUAUUAUAAAUCAUUGGAUAUUUAUGAAAAAAAUUUUCAUAUUCAACAAGAUAAGAAUGAAUAUAAUAUUAAAUUACUUUAUGGUAAAUGUCAUUGUAAUAUUGCACGAAUUUAUCAUAAACAAAAUCAAUAUGAUAAAUCAACGGAAUAUUUUCUUCGAACAAUUAAAAUUAUGGAAGAUAAUAAUAUUCCAUCAGAUAAUCUUUGUUUCUUAUCGGAAUGUUAUGAAGGAAUUGGAUUAAAUUUUUAUAGAAAAUCACAAUAUGAUUUAAGUAUUGAAUAUUAUGAAAAAUGUUUAAAUUUUCUUUUAACACAUAUUAAAUUAUCAAAAUUAUGUGAUCAUAAAAAAGAAAUUGCAUCAUGUCUUACUGAUUUAAGUUGUGUUUAUAUUGAUAAAAAAGAAUAUAAACGUGCAUUAGAAAAUUUAGAAAAAAUUUCAAUGAUUUUACCUGAUGAUGAUAUUGAUCUGGGUGAUUCAUUUCUUUUUAUUGGUUUAUCUUAUAUGGAACAAAAACAAUAUACUUAUGCUAUAAAUCAUUUUCAAAAUGCAAUUCAACAUUUUCAAAAACAUUUACCACAUAAUCAAUUGAAUUAUGCAUUAUGUCUUUCACAUUUAGGUACAUGUUAUUCAAAUAUGCAUAAAGAAUAUUAUCAAAAUGGAAUUGAUUCAAUAUUAAAAGCUAUUUCCAUUUAUGAAACAAAUCUUCCAGAUAAUAAAAGUAAUAUUGCACAAUGUUAUUGGACAUAUGCAUUUAUUUUAUCAAAAAAAGGCAAAUAUGAUGAAGCUAUACCAAAUGUUUAUAAAUCAUUAGAAUUUCGUCUUAAUGAAGAUUCAAUAAAUAUUGGUCUUUCUUAUAAUCUUUUAGGUUUAUGUUAUUAUAAAAAAUUUGAAUUUCAAGAAGCAUUAUCAUCAUUUAUAACAUCAAUGGAAAAUUAUGAAAAACAUUUGUCAGAUUUAUAUAAUGAAAUAGGUGCAUCAAUAUUUCUUGAUAUAGCAACAUGUUUAUUAAGAUUAAAUAAUUAUGAAUAUUCAUUAGCAUAUGCAACAAAAUCUCUUGACAUAAGAGAUGAAAUCUCAACAUCAAUUGAUUUACAAAAAGCUGAAUGUCAUAGUUUAUUAGCAUUAAUUUAUUCACAAGAACAAAUUCAACAAGAUGACAAAUGUAAUACACAUUGUGUUAAAGCUUUGCAAUUAUUACAAUAUUUUAUUAUGAAUGGAGAUGAUAUUGAAAAUAUUGGAGAUAUUUUUGCGAUUAUUGCCGAAAUAUUUUUAAAUAUUAAUGAUUUAAGACAAUCACAAAAAUAUUAUGAAAUUGCAUUAAAAUAUAUGAAAAUUGAUAAAAUACAUUCACAUCCUGAUAUUCGACGUAUACAAAAUAUUAUUGACGAAUUAACAAAAACUCCUAAAACUCCAUAA
This is a messenger RNA of Adineta steineri, 6993 nucleotides long. NCBI's taxonomy places the organism in Eukaryota, Metazoa, Rotifera, Eurotatoria, Adinetida, Adinetidae. The record is from the annotation of a GenBank genome assembly.